Abrus precatorius (Indian licorice) is the source of this 1188-nucleotide messenger RNA. RefSeq names its product transcription factor MYB20-like. The transcript has 3 exons. NCBI's taxonomy places the organism in Eukaryota, Viridiplantae, Streptophyta, Magnoliopsida, Fabales, Fabaceae. The coding region runs from base 119 to 1096 and encodes 325 amino acids. The record is from RefSeq and is a predicted model, not a curated record.
UAGCUUAUGUGCAUAUACUCAGACUCUAAAUUCUCUCUCUUUGAAUCUCAAUUUGAACCUUCUAGUGUUGAGAGAUCAUUUGUAACCAAGCUUUGUUGCAUUUGUCUUUUGAUACAAAAUGGGAAGACAACCUUGUUGUGACAAAGUUGGGUUGAAGAAGGGGCCAUGGACUGCAGAGGAGGAUAAGAAGCUCAUCACUUUCAUCCUCACUAAUGGUCAAUGUUGUUGGAGAGCUGUUCCAAAACUAGCAGGACUAUUAAGGUGUGGGAAGAGUUGCAGGCUCAGGUGGACCAAUUAUCUGAGGCCAGACUUAAAGAGAGGCCUGUUAUCAGAAUAUGAAGAGAAAAUGGUCAUUGAUCUUCAUGCUCAACUUGGCAAUAGAUGGUCUAAGAUUGCUUCUCAUCUCCCUGGAAGAACUGAUAAUGAGAUAAAAAACCAUUGGAAUACCCACAUAAAGAAAAAAUUGAAGAAAAUGGGCAUUGAUCCUGUCACUCACAAGCCCCUCUCUAAUGCAACUGAACAAAUUCAAAAUCAACCAAAACAACUACACCAACCAGAAGAACAGCAGGACCAACAACCUUUGCAAGUUGACUUUGACCCCAAAUUUGAACAGAAUAAGGAGACAGAGAAGCCAGAGACUUCAUUGGAUUCAUCAACCAUCACUGAAGCCAAAGAGGAAGACAAAAUUAUGACACCCCAGUUUGACACAACGGAUCUGAUGGAUGGGUUUUGCACAGAUGAAGUUCCAAUUAUAGAACUUGAUGAGAUUCUAGUGCCUUGUGCUCCUUCCUCUUCAUCUUCCUCUACCUCCUCUUCAAAUUCAACCAACUUCCUUGAAGACCUACAAUUCCCGGAUUUUGAAUGGUCUUGUAAUUACAAUGAUAAUAAUAGUAUUAACAAUAACAACAAUGAAAACAACAUCAUCAUCAACAACAACAGCACUAUGGCCUUGUGGGAUGAUGACUUUAUUAGCACUCUAGAUUUUCUGAUUAAUGAUGAUGAUGAUGCUGAUAGAAAGCAAGUAUUUGAUGCUCCUCUCACUCAGUACUCAAGAAUGGUCAUGGAUUCAGAAUCUUGGGCAUAUGAGUUGUUUUGAUUUUAAUUCUUCUCACCUUUCCUUCUGCCUCACUCGUAAUUUGCUUCUAAGUUUUACGAAGAAUAAACAGUGAAUCAUUUAUUAGGAAGAAC